AUGACUCAUCAUCUUCUGAGAAACAUCAUCAGUAUCAUUGAGGCUUUCCUCUCUAAUGCAAAGAGUGAUGGAGACUAUCAGAGGCUAAACAAGACAGAACUUAAGAAACUUCUCCAAGAAGAGUUUGGAAGUGCUCUGGAGGCAAAAGUAUCCAGCCCUACGGAGACUGAACGAUGCAUCGAGUCUCUGAUUGCUGUUUUCCAAAAGCAUGCUGGAAGGGAUGGUAACAACAGCAAACUCUCCAAGGCCGAGUUCCUAAUCUUCAUGAAUACAGAGCUGGGUGCCUUCACAAAGAACCAGAAGGACCCUGGUGUCCUUGACCGCAUGAUGAAGAGAUUGGACCUCAACUCUGAUGGGCAGCUAGAUUUCCAAGAAUUUCUUAAUCUUAUUGGUGGCCUGGCCAUUGCUUGCCAUGAAUCCUUUAUUAAGUCCGCCUCUGGCCCGAAGUAA
Messenger RNA from Rangifer tarandus platyrhynchus (Svalbard reindeer), 450 nucleotides. Lineage: Eukaryota; Metazoa; Chordata; Mammalia; Artiodactyla; Cervidae. The record is from the annotation of a GenBank genome assembly.